Messenger RNA from Homo sapiens (human), 5670 nucleotides. RefSeq names its product copper metabolism domain containing 1 (gene COMMD1). The record is from RefSeq and is a predicted model, not a curated record. Gene Ontology annotation, cellular component: nucleus; cytoplasmic vesicle; early endosome. The transcript is spliced from 3 exons. The coding region runs from base 6 to 488 and encodes 160 amino acids. Gene Ontology annotation, biological process: copper ion homeostasis. Lineage: Eukaryota; Metazoa; Chordata; Mammalia; Primates; Hominidae.
AGAGCAUGGCGGCGGGCGAGCUUGAGGGUGGCAAACCCCUGAGCGGGCUGCUGAAUGCGCUGGCCCAGGACACUUUCCACGGGUACCCCGGCAUCACAGAGGAGCUGCUACGGAGCCAGCUAUAUCCAGAGGUGCCACCCGAGGAGUUCCGCCCCUUUCUGGCAAAGAUGAGGGGGAUUCUUAAGUCUAUUGCGUCUGCAGACAUGGAUUUCAACCAGCUGGAGGCAUUCUUGACUGCUCAAACCAAAAAGCAAGGUGGGAUCACAUCUGACCAAGCUGCUGUCAUUUCCAAAUUCUGGAAGAGCCACAAGACAAAAAUCCGUGAGAGCCUCAUGAACCAGAGCCGCUGGAAUAGCGGGCUUCGGGGCCUGAGCUGGAGAGUUGAUGGCAAGUCUCAGUCAAGGCACUCAGCUCAAAUACACACACCUGUUGCCAUUAUAGAGCUGGAAUUAGGCAAAUAUGGACAGCCCGCUGUCAGUAAGAAGUAGCAAGAAGUAAAUUGGCAGAAAAGCUAUUAUAAGCAAAAGGAAGAUUCACUUAGCUAGUGAUUCAAAGCAUCACUAUAUGUCAGACUCAUCUGAGGAGCUUAAAAAGAAAUUAAGAUGCCCAGACCCCAUCUCAAAGUAAGUGGCUUUACUUUAAUUUGAGUGAAGGAAGAUUUCUUCUCUGAGGUGAGCUGAGCUUUGAAUGACAAGAAGGAGGCAGCCCCAGGAAGAUCUGGGGGCACAAAAUACAGGCAGAGGGAGCAACCAAGGCAAGAAAUUAGCCUUGUUAAGAAUUUUAAGUGUAAUGGGAAGCCAUUAGAGGGUUUUAAACAAGGAAAGAUGUGAUGUGACUUAUAUUCUAAUAGGAUUGCCUUGAUUCACCUAUGGAGAAUGGAUUUCUGGGAUCUCAGUACUGGGAUACUGAGAUCCCAGGGGGAAAAUAUCACUAAGGUUGGAAUUGCUUUUCUGCACAUUAAAAGCAAUUCUCUUUUUCCUUGAAACCUCCAUGUGAUGUUAAUUAGGUAAAUGGGAUUUCAAGGAAAAAAAAAAUACAAAACAACAAAAAGAAAAACUGUUAUCCUUCAUUCUCUUAAUAAGAUGAGGUAUUCAGAAAUGAAUGGAGCCAAUAUUAAUAUUCCACUCCAAAAAAUAGUAGAAAUGAGUUUACAUGGACUUCUCACAAUCUCCAUUCCACAUUUCCAUCUCUGUUUCUCAUUUAUGACAGGUCCCUUCCUUUAAAAACUUUUUUUAUUAUAAUAUGUUCCAAAACUUGUUUGUCAAACCUAGGGAUAACUAAUAAAAAUCAGUAUUGUAGGGGGAAAAAAGUGAAAGCAGGAGGCCACUUACUGGGCUCUCACAGUGGUCCAGGUGAGAUAACGGCAUGGAAAUAGAGGUAAUUUUAAGGAAGUGAAGUGAGCAGGUAGAGUGUAGGUUUUGAAUAUGGGUGAGUUGCUUUGAGUUGACUUGGAAGGGAUGUAGAGAAUGAGAGAAAGUGAGGAAUUGGGGGUAACACCUUGUUUUUUCUUGUAAGACUAUGUUAGCAUAAUUUGGUAAUUCUAGUCAUUGUUAAAACAGUCUUAUUGCAGUGUUGACUGUCUAACAUACAACUUGAGUUUUCUGGUAGCUAUAAUUACCCCUUCCACUUGGGGAAAAAUAUGAAAGAAAUCAUUUAACAUUUGGCAGUUAAGAAGAUGUUGUUUGUGCUGAAGUAAUUUUAUUUUUAAAACUCUCAACUUACAGAGAGAUGCACUUGAGAUUACUGAACAUAAAUUUUUUAUAGACUUUAAAAGAAAAUCAUUGUUUCUUAUGAUGUGCCCUUUCUUAUGUAUACUAUACCCAAUAAAAUGAUUUAAAGAGGAGGAGAGAAAAAGAUGAGUGUCUUUGCAGAUUCAUUGACCCUGUGAGAAUAGGGCUUUGGCACUGCUGAAGUCCUCAGCCUCUGACUAGUAGCUUGCCAGCACGCAGCCCCUGGUGUUGGACUUCGUUCAGCUGUUCAGGCUGUCUGUUUCUAUUCUUGCAGACAGAUGGGGUGCUUGAGAGGAAGCCAGGAAGCCAAGCCUUAAGAGGACUUGGAAGCAAUUUUUGGAUAUAAAUCCCUUGUCCUAAACUCAGGGCAACAGUGUAUCCUGCCCAGCAGUGUUGAACUGCCUGUGUUUGUCUAGUAUGUGUGUACUGGCUGGUUGGCUCUGGGCUUCAUUCCAUGUAUGCCACUGCUCUAUUGCCAAGAUAAAUGUAGAAGGCCUCUGGCCCAAGCCCUUCUUUAGUACUUAAAAAAAAAAAAUUGUGGUAAAAUACACAUAACAAAAUUUUACCAUUUUAACCUUUUUUUUUUUUUUUUUUUUUUUUUUUUUUUUUUUUUGAGACAGAGUCUUGCUCUGUCACCCAGGCUGGAAUGCAGUGGUGCAAUCUUGGCUCACUGCAACCUCUACCUCCUGGGUUCAGGCGAUUCUUCUGUCUCAGCCUCCCGAGUAGCUGGGACUACAGGUGUGCACCACCACGCCAGGCUAAUUUUUGUAUUUUUAGUAGAGAUGGGGUGUCACCAUAUUGGCUUGGCCAGUAUGGUCUUGAACUCCUGACCUCAUGAUCCACCCCCCUCAGCCUCCCAAAGUGCUGGGAUUACAGGUGUGAGCCACUGCGCCCGGCCAUUUCAGCAGUUUUUAAGUGUACAGUCCAGUGGUAUUAAGUACAGCCCAGUGGUAUUAAGUACAGAUGGUUUUCUUUUUUAAGAGAUGGCAGUCUUGCCACCCAGGCUGGAGUACAGUGGCAUGAUCAUAGCUUACUGUAGCCUCAAGUCCUGGGCUCAAGCAGUCCUCCUGCCUCCACCUCCCAAAGCACUCGGAUUACAGAUGAGCCACUGCAUCCAACCCAUUCAUGAUGUUGUAUAACCAUCACCACUAUUUGCAGAUCUUUCUUUUUUAAAUCCCAAACAGAAAUUCAGUACACAUUAAACAAUAAUUCCCAAUUUCCAUCUCUUCAGCCCCUGGUAACCUCUUUUCUACUUUUUUCUCUGUGUAUUUGCCUAUUCUAGGUACCUCAUAUAAAUAGAACCACACAAUAUUUGUCCUUUUGUGUCUGGUUUAUUUUACACAUAGUGUCUUCAACUUUUAUCGUUGUUGUAGUACAUAUCAGGAUUUCAUUCCUUUUAAAGGCUGAAUAAUAUUCCAUUGUGUACAUAUACCACAUUUUGUUUAUCCAUUUAUCUGUUGAUGGAUAUUUGAGUUGUUUCCACCUUUUGGCUCUUGUGACUAAUCUGCUGUGAACAUGGGUAUACAAAUAUCUAUUUUAGUCUCUGUUUUUAAUUCUUUUGGGUAUAUACUAGGAGUGGACUUGUUGGAUCAUACGGUAAUUCUAUGUUUUAACUUUUUAAGGAACUGACAAACUAUUUUCUACAGCAGUUGCUCAAUUUUACGGUUUUUUGCAGUACAUGAAGUUUCCAGUUUCUGUACAUCCUCACUAACACUUGUUAGUUUCUGGGUUUUUUUUUUUUUUCUUUUUUUUUUUUGAUAGUUGUCAUCCGAAUGUAUAUAAAGUGGUAUCUCAUUUAGUUUUGAGUUGAAGUCCUUAAUGAUUAGAGAUGUUGAACAUCUUUUUAUGUGCUUAUUGGGUUUGCCCUUUUUGUUUGUUUUUUUGAGACAAGAGUCUUGCUCCAUCUCCCAGGCCGGAGUGCAGUGGUGCAAUCUUGGCUCACUGAAACCUCCGCCUCCCAAGUUCAAGUCAUUCUCUUGCUCAGCAUCCUGAGUAGCUGGGAUUACAGGCACACACCACCACACCUGGCUAAUUUUUGUAUUUUUAGUAGAGACAGGGUUUCACCACUUUUGGCCAGGCUGGUCUUGAACGCCUGACCUCAGGCAAUCUACCUGCCUUGGCCUCCCAAAGUGCUGGGAUUACAUGCGUGAGCCACGAUGCCCGGCCAGGUUUGCCCAUUUUCAAAAAUCUUUUUUAUUUUUCUUUCUUUUCUUUUUGUCUCUCUUUUUUCUUUUCUUUUCUUUUUUUUUUUUUUUUUUUCGAGACAGGGUCUUGCUCUAUCGCCCAAGCUGGAGUGCAGUGGCACAAUCUCGGCUCACUGCAACCUCUGCCUCCCAAGCUCCAGUGUUCCUCCCACCUCAGCCACCUGAGUAGCUGGGACUACAGGUGCAAGCUACCAUGCCUGGUUAAUUUUUUAUAUUUUUUGUAGAGACGGGGUUUUGCCAUGUUGCCCAGGCUGGUCUUGAACUCCUGGGCUGAAGCAAGCCACUGCCUCGGCCUUGCAAAGUGCUGGGAUUAUAAGCAUGAGCCACUGAACCCAGCCUCUUUUUUUUUUUUUUUCCUACACCAAACACCUGAACUCAUUUUAUGCACUUUUAUUGUUUUUUUUGUUGUUGAGUUGUAGGAGUUUUUUUAAAUGUAUUCAGGAUAUCAAUCACAUAUUAGAUAUAUGGAUUUGCAAAUAUUUUCUCCCGGUCUGGGUUUUCACUCCCCUCCAGAUCAUAUCCUUUGAUGCAUAAAAGUUUUAAAUUUUGAUGUGGUCCAGUUUAUUUUUACUUUUGUUGCCUGUGCUUUUGGUAUCCUAUCCAAGAAGUCAUUGCCAAAUCCAAUGUCAUGAAACUUUUCCUCUCUGUUUUCUACUAAGGGUUCUAUAGUUUUCACUCUUAGGCUUAGGUCUUUGAUCCACUCGAGUUAAUUUUUUCAUAUGAUAUGAGGCCAUUCUUAACAUUUUGUAUGGAUUUUUAAAAAAUGAUUUAUGCUACUAGGGAAACAGAAAAAAGGACUUCUGAACUUGAAGCUGAUAAGUUGUAAAUUUAUCAUGUUUCUGAAUUUUCUAGAUAACUCUGUAUAAUUAAUUAAACAGAGCUCUUAUCACCCAAGACAUUAAUGAGUGGUAGUCUCUAGGAACCAGCUCAGAUUAACUGCCAAAUAAGCUAAACUUCCUUUUUAUUGCCAGAGUUAUUAACCUAAGUGGAUUAUAAGUCAAUAACAGAGGAAAUAUAUCUGAAUUUUAAUGAGCCAUUUUAUAGUCUUGUGGAUACAGUACAAAAGCCUGAACUGAAUUAUGAUAAACCUAGUGAAUGUAACAGUGUUGAUCACAAAAUUAGUUUGAUCUUUGAUCCUGUGAUACUGGCCUCCGUCCACACACACACUUCUUAGUCUAAAGAAAACAGCCUAGUCUUCUUAGAAUAUCAUUUAAAGGCUGGGUGCAAUGGCUCAUGCCUCUUAUGCUAACACUUUGAGAGGCCAAGGCAGGCAGAUCACUUGAGCCCAGGAGUUCAAGACCAGCCUGGGCAACAUGGUGAAACCCUAUCUCUACAAAAAAUUAAAAAAAAUUAGCAGGGCAUGGUGGUGCACACCUGUAGUCCCAGCUGCUUGGUAGACUGAAGUGGGAGGAUUGCCUGGGCCCAGGAGUUUGAGGCUGCAGUGAGCUGUGAUCAUGCCACUGCACUCCAGCCUGGGUGACAAGAGUGAGACCCUGUCUCCAAAAAAAGAAAAAAAAAAGAAAAAUGAAGGUAUCUUUUGGCUGUGUGGCUCUGUUCAUGUAAUUCUUUAAAAACGCUGACUUCAGGCUGGGCAUGGUGGCUCACGCCUAUAAUACCAGCACUUUGGGAGGCCAAGGCAGAACGAUUGUUUGAGUUGAGAACAGGAGGUCAAGAUCAGCCUGGGCAACACAGGAAGACCCCAUCUCUACAAAAAAUUUUUAAAAUUACCUGAGCAU